CUGGGAUUAGCUACCACUAAAAGGAACGGUGACCAGGCUCCAAGAGACGCUGGAGCGCCUGGCCCGUCGUGGGCGUGGUCUGAGCAGACUCGGGGCUGCCUUUUGCCUCUCCAAAACGCAGCGUCGCGUCUCGGGGGAGGAGUCUCUACCCUCGUGAUGUCCCCGCCCGGGUUCCCAGGCAAGUUUAGGGAAAUAAAAGGUGCCAGGUGCCAGUCCUGGCCUCUGUUGCAACCCAUCGCCCCGCAGCCCCGACACAGAUUCCUGGAUCUCAGCCCCAUAGCAGCGAUGAUCCCGCUGCUGCUGGCCGCGCUGCUGUGCGUCCCCGCCGGGGCCCUGACCUGCUACGGGGACUCUGGGCAGCCUGUAGACUGGUUCGUGGUCUACAAGCUGCCAGCUCUUAGAGGGUCCGGGGAGGCGGCGCAGAGAGGGCUGCAGUACAAGUAUCUGGACGAGAGCUCCGGAGGCUGGCGGGACGGCAGGGGACUCAUCGACAGCCCGGAGGGGGCCGUGGGCCGAAGCCUACAGCCGCUGUACCGGAGCAGCAACAGCAGCCAGCUCGCCUUCCUGCUCUACAAUGACCAACCGCCUCAAGCCAGCAAGGCUCACAACUCUUCCAAACGUGGGCACACGAAGGGUGUCCUGCUCCUCGACCACGACGGAGGCUUCUGGCUGGUCCACAGCGUACCUGACUUCCCUCCACUGGCCUCCUCUGCUGCAUACAGGUGGCCUCAUAGCGCCUGUACCUACGGGCAGACCCUGCUCUGUGUGUCUUUUCCCUUCACUCAGUUCUCGAAGAUUGGCAAGCAGCUGACCUACACCUACCCCCAGGUUUAUGACUACCAGCUGGAAGGGAUCUUCGCCCAGGAAUUCCCCGACUUGGAGAAUGUGAUCCAGGGCUACCACGUUAGCCAAGAACCCUGGAACAGCAGCGUCACACUCACAUCCCAGGCCGGGGCUGUUUUCCAGAGCUUUGCCAAGUUUAGCAAAUUUGGAGAUGACCUGUACUCUGGCUGGUUGGCGGCAGCCCUUGGUACCAACCUGCAGGUCCAGUUCUGGCACAAAACUGUAGGCGUCCUGCCCUCUAACUGCUCGGAUAUCUGGCAGGUUCUGAAUGUGAACCAGAUAGCUUUCCCUGGACCGGGUGGCCCAAGCUUCAACAGCACAGAGGACCACUCCAAAUGGUGCGUGUCCCCAAAAGGGCCCUGGACGUGCGUGGGUGACAUGAAUCGGAACCAGGGAGAGGAGCAACGGGGUGGGGGCACGCUGUGUGCCCAGCUGCCAGCCCUCUGGAAGGCCUUCCAGCCGCUGGUGAAGAACUACCAGCCCUGUAAUGGCAUGGCCAGGAAGCCCAGCAGACAUUAUAAGAUCUAACCCUCACGGCCAGGUGCAGUGGCUCAUGUAUGUAAUCCCAGCACUUUGGGAAGCCAAGGAGGGAGGAUCACUUGAACUCAGGAAUUUGAGACCAGCCUGGGCAACAUAGUGAGACUGCAGCUCUACUAGAACUUAAAAAAAAGUUAGUCCGGCAUGGCGAUAAACGCCUGUAGUCCCAGCUACUGAAGCCAGAGGAAUGAUUGAACCAGGGAGAUCAUGGUCACGGUGAACUAUGAUUACUCCAACCUCCGGCACAUAGCAAGACCCUGUUUCAAAAAAAAAAAAAAAAUAGGUAGGGGGGUGGGCGCAGUGGUUCACAUCUGUAACUCCAGCACUUUGGGAGGCUGAGAUGGGUGGAUCACUUGAGGUCAGGAGUUCAAGACCAGCCUGGCCAACAUGGUGAAACCCCAUAUCCAUUAAAAAUAUUUAAAAAUUGGCCGGGCGCGGUGGCUCACGCCUGUAAUCCCAGCACUUUGGGAGGCCGAGGCGGGCGGAUCACAAGGUCAGGAGAUCGAGACCACGGUGAAACCCCGUCUCUACUAAAAAUACAAAAAAUUAGCCGGGCGUGGUUGUGGGCGCCUGUAGUCCCAGCUACUCGGGAGGCUGAGGCAGGAGAAUGGCGUGAACCCGGGAGGCGGAGCUUGCAGUGAGCCGAGAUCGCGCCACUGCACUCCAGCCUGGGCUGGGCAACAGAGGGAGACUCCGUCUCAAAAAAAAAAAAAAAAAAAAAAAAAUAUUUAAAACUUAGCCAGGCAUGGUGGCAUGUGUCUGUGGUCCCAGCUACUCGGGAGGCUGAGGCAGGAGAAUUGCUUGAACCCAGGAGGCAGAGGUUGCCAUGAACUGAGAUAACGCCACGGCACUUCAGCCUGGGUGACAGAAUGAGACUCCAUCUCAAAAAAAAAAAAAAAAAAAAAGGAAAAGAAAAUAUAAGGGCUCAGGAACCAGUUUGGACUUGAUUUUGAAUCCCAGUUCAUCCCCUUCCUAGCUGUAUUACCUUGAUUGUGUGCCUUAACUGCUCUGUGACACAGUCUGUCUGCAAAAUGGAAACAUAAUACCUGCCAUCAGGAUUGUUGAGGAGUAAAUAAAUGGAAAUUGGUGGACGA
Molecule: messenger RNA, 2474 nt
Organism: Macaca mulatta (Rhesus monkey)
Lineage: Eukaryota; Metazoa; Chordata; Mammalia; Primates; Cercopithecidae
Gene: DNASE2
Product: deoxyribonuclease 2, lysosomal
Biological process (GO): apoptotic DNA fragmentation
Molecular function (GO): deoxyribonuclease II activity
Source: RefSeq, a predicted model, not a curated record